AUGGGCCUUAGAUCAGUGAUUAAAGAAGAUCUAGGUUUAACACCUGCAGAAAUUGUAUUUGGAAGUACGAUUAGAUUACCUAAUGAGUUUUUUAUGCAGUCAUCAGUGGCGACAGACCCUUGUUCCUUUGCUGAAACACUAAAGAAAACAAUGGAAACCAUACGCCCAGUGUCAACUUCAAACCACGGAAGUAAAAAUGUUUUUAUAUAUAAAGAUCUAGCAUCCUGUUCACACGUUUUCGUUCGGGUCGACCGGGUCAAGAAGCCGCUAGAACAACCAUAUGAAGGGCCGUACAAAAUUGUUCAACGAUACGAAAAAACCUUUAAAUUAUUAAUUAGACAAAAAGAAUGUAUCAUAUCAAUAGACAGACUGAAGCCAUGUUUCAACGAAAAUGAAGAUAAUAACACAAAUCUAUCAAUAACAACGAACCAGCACAACCAGAGAAAUACAACUACAAGACCAACAAUAAUACAAACAAAACAAACCAA
Molecule: messenger RNA, 488 nt
Organism: Daktulosphaira vitifoliae (grape phylloxera)
Lineage: Eukaryota; Metazoa; Arthropoda; Insecta; Hemiptera; Phylloxeridae
Exons: 1
Source: RefSeq, a predicted model, not a curated record